Messenger RNA from Cyphellophora europaea CBS 101466, 1740 nucleotides. RefSeq lists its product as uncharacterized. Lineage: Eukaryota; Fungi; Ascomycota; Eurotiomycetes; Chaetothyriales; Cyphellophoraceae. The record is from RefSeq and is a predicted model, not a curated record. The coding region runs from base 1 to 1740 and encodes 579 amino acids. The transcript is spliced from 2 exons.
AUGUACAAGCCUCUAUCGCCUACCGGUCCCGCCUUUCUUCUCUCCUCGGCGUUGGUCCAAAUUAUCGCGGCAUGCCCGUGGCUAGGCCCAUCGCUUCCGCCUCCAAGUGGUCAAUAUCUCAUGCAAGCCUGGAAUGAUGUUGAACACAAAAUCACCAGCGAGCUCAGUGCACUGUUGGAUCCCAACACUACCUCGCUAUCUCUUCAAAUUGUGACGGCCUCCGAGCAGGCGCCACUGUUUGAGUUCUAUCACAAGGCCACAGAACAUGUUUUCGUGGGUACGGACGCAGGCGACGAGUUGGACGGAGAGACGGUUCUACGUAUCGGCAGCGUGACCAAGAUGUUCACAGUUUACGCCUUACUCCUCAAGUGUGGCUUCCACUGCUUCGACGAUCCUAUCACCAAACACGUUCCUGAGCUGCUGCAGGAAAAUGCCAGCGGGGCUAACUGGGAAGAUAUUACAGUCGGAGCCCUGGCGAGCCAGAUGUCGGGCAUUGGACGAGACUACGCGAACUACGAUGUGGCCGCCAUUUAUCCUUCCUCAUACAUCGCCGACCUCGGCCUUCCCGCCGUCGAUGAUGCCGCCGUCGAUCCCCCACUCACCACCGCCGCACAUGUACCCCCGUGUGGCUAUAACUGGACUGAUUCGGAUGGCUGCACUUGGGACGAAGCGCUCCCGUUGAUCCAGCGCAUGCACACUAUAUUUGAACCCUUCUACUCUCCCGAGUAUUCCAACCCGAACUAUCAGCUUCUCGGACGUGUGCUCGAGAGCUUGUACGAUCAUACGGCUUCGUACGAGGAGAUUAUGCGCGACCUUGUCUACACCCCGCUAAACCUAACACGAACGUGGACAUAUGCACCGACGGAUGCCGAUGUCGGCACGGGCCUCCGGGCGCCGGGAGAAGCGGGUCUAAGGUCGUGGAACAAUUCGUUGGGCGACGAGGUCCCUAGCGGUGGCUCGUACAUGAGCAAUAACGAUCUGGCGCGCCACCUGCGUGCGGUCAUGAAUCACGCCCAGCUCUCUCCGGUGCAGACGCGACGUUGGCUCAAGCCAGCCUCGUUCUUGGGCCACAUGGAGGGCGCGAUCGGUAUGCCCUGGGAGAUUGUACGUGUGGACCGCGGCAUCAAGGGAGUUGUUGACGUCUACCGCAAGGACGGAGCGACCCCACAGUACGGUGAGAGCGUGUACGGACUCCUGGAUGGAUGGGGCGUGGGCUACUCGGCCAUCGUGCUCUACGGCGACCAGACGACUCUACCGAUUGCGGACGUCGAAGAAGUCAUCGUGGCACACCUAGCUGCGGCGCUCGAGGCGGCGGCACACGAGCAGACUCAGAAGGUAGUUACGGGACGAUAUGCCGAUGAAAACGAGAACGAGAUCGUUCUUGCCGUAGACGAGGAUGGUCUCUACAUCGACGCGUGGCGGAACAACGGCGUGGACUUUCUUGCAUCGUAUCAGCGUAUCAUGGGGGCCACCACGCCAACGGAAAAGAGGUUCAGCAUAUAUCCCGCCCAACUGGAGGGUGGCGAUGAUGGCGACGCCAGCCUGAGAGCGGUGUAUAGGUUGUCGCCCGAGAGCUCGUCCGAGGCUUGGUAUGGCUGUCACAGCUGGGUUGGCCUUGAUCUCUGGCGGUACGCCAGUCAGCCGCUAGAUGAGCUUGUACUGGUCAAGGAUAAGUUAGAUGGGAAAGUAGAGACCGUUGAGUGGCUCGGAGGACGGGUGAGACUCACAAGAGCUAGCUAG